AUGGCAGUAAGCUUGUGCUCUAACUUUGCAGAAUCGAAUGAACAGGACAGUAUUCCGCCCUUCAUUGCUGAUUCCUUAAAACAAGCAUUUGAAGACGGUGGCACUCCUGCCGUAAAGACACGGAUAACUGAAAUUAUGGACAGUUGGAAAAACGAAGUAAUAAAUAUCGGUGUAACCGGAAAUUCUGGUGUAGGUAAAUCCAGUUUUAUAAACGCAGUACUUGGACAUUCGCAUGAAGAUGUAGGAGCAGCCGACGUUGAUGAAAUCGAGACAACGAAGAAAGUAACCGCUUACCCGCACCCUAACAAUGAAAAGCUUAUUUUCUGGGAUUUACCAGGUGUCGGUACACCAAACUUCCUUCAAGACACGUACCUUGAAAAAAUUGAUGUUGAUAAGUUUGACUAUUUCAUUAUACUAUCUGCAGAAAGAUUUACGGAGAAUGAUUUAUGGUUGGCAGAAAACAUGAAGCAAAAACAGAAAAGAUUUUAUUUUGUUCGUAGUAAAAUUGAUGUGUCGAUUGCAAACAACAAACGAAGAUGCAAGAAACAUAAUGAAAUUGAUGUGAUGAAUAAAAUACGAGCAGACUGCACGAAAAAUUUGGAAAACGUGAUGGGAAGUGGUGAACAAAUACCAUUGUUUCUUGUUGACAACUAUGACACUAACAAGUAUGAUUUUAGUUUAUUGUCUCGCCGUCUAAUAGUUGAUGCUCCUCAAAUGAAAAGAGAAGCCUUGAUACUGUCAUUCAACUUUCUGAACAAAUCAUUUUAG
Mercenaria mercenaria is the source of this 768-nucleotide messenger RNA. Its product is annotated as T-cell-specific guanine nucleotide triphosphate-binding protein 2-like. Lineage: Eukaryota; Metazoa; Mollusca; Bivalvia; Venerida; Veneridae. Gene Ontology annotation, molecular function: GTP binding; GTPase activity. The record is from RefSeq and is a predicted model, not a curated record. The transcript has 2 exons. Gene Ontology annotation, cellular component: membrane. Bases 1 to 768 code for a protein of 255 amino acids.